Messenger RNA from Orbicella faveolata, 5643 nucleotides. RefSeq names its product cartilage intermediate layer protein 1-like. The record is from RefSeq and is a predicted model, not a curated record. NCBI's taxonomy places the organism in Eukaryota, Metazoa, Cnidaria, Anthozoa, Scleractinia, Merulinidae.
UUAAGCGGGCACUAGUGAGGGUCCCAAAGCUGUCCGCUUAAUACAGGUUUCACUGUAGUUACCUUUUACAUGGGAUCCGUUAGCCGAGAGGCUGAUGUUAUGACCUUACAAGUCCGUGUCGCGAUCUGAUUAGCUUAGCCUCGUUGACUUUUCGCUCACAACAUGGCAACUCGAUCAGUCUCGUCGUCUAAUUGUUAAAAGUUCAAAUAUGAAUUAAGAGCAGCUACUCAAUCUUUUACACUUUUUCUAGGUUUAAGGACAAUAACAUCAUCGACAAGGACUUGUUCAACUAUAGCAAUACUCUUGAAAUUCCUGACGUGACUGGUCUGACUGGAAGUUUCCGUUGUCGCGUAACAAAUCAGUUUGGUUCAGAAUUUUCAGCUUCAGCUGAGUUGAUAGUAUUGGAAAAAUCUGCGGACUCUUGCUCUCCAACACCUAUUUCCAAGAACGAGACAUUGCCUACCGGUUGCACUAUUGAUGGCAAAAACACCACGAGCGUAGACGUUGGAGAGUGUAAACCUGCUGCAUGCGUGUCGGAAAAUACAACUUUCAAUUCUUCAUCAUGCACGGAACCUUCCCUAUGCUGUGGGCCUCGCUCGUAUGACAGUGUUCUAGUUCAGUGUAGGGCCCUUGUAUCGUUCAAUCUCUCCAUAAUUAAAACUUGUGGGUGUGGAAAAUGCAUAGAAAAACAAACGAUGAUACGAGGUAAAGUUAUAGGUCAAGAUGACAGCGCAGCCAUUUUAGUGGAACUAAUAUUUGCUGGAGAACUGGUUGAUAGAACCGAUGCAAAUGGCGACUUUUCUUUCGCUGUUCCAAAAAAAACGAAAAGGGUGAUUGUGACUUUUAGAGAUCGGAUUAUCAAAAAAUUUCAAGAAGAAGACAAAAUUUUUAACUUAAAUGAAGGACAGACAGUCACGUAUCGAGUGAAACUAAGAGAAAAACCAAAGCCUAUCACUUUUAAUGCCUCAGAACCAUUAGAAUUGCCGUUAGGUGGCGAGUCAGAUAGUUUUGCUGACCUUGAAAUACCGGAAAAUUCCCUCUUGACUCAAGAUGGUUCUGUUUUCAGUGGAAAUGCAAAAGUCACAGUCAGUGUCACCGAUCCUCGUAACCAAUCUGACAUUCUGACAGCUCCGGGAGAUUUUACUACCAUGAAUGAAGAUGGCGAGGUAGAGAUGUUAGAAACGUACGGCAUGAUAAAGCUGAAUUUAGAAGAUGACAAUGGAAAACCCCUGGCUAUGUCUAAACCCAUGAAAGUGUAUUUAGAUCCGGAAAAGCUAAAUAUAACUGUGUCCGAUGGAAAUGCCUCAGUAAAACUUUACUGGCUCGACAGGAAAACGGGUCGUUGGAGGGAGACUGGUGAUUUUAUUCCUGAAGAUGGGAGCAACAGAAGAAGAAAGCGUUCAAAUCGUAUCUUUCUUGCUGGAAGUGUGACACCAUCCAUAGCACAAGAAUAUAUUAACCUUGAUUGGCCGUCGAGGAUCGUAGGUUUAAGAGUAACUACUGAUACAGAAGAAAGUGGCGUCAUGAUAACAGCUAUUCGCAAAGAUCACAAAGGGUACGUAGAGCGCAUUACAAAUAAUGGUGUUGUCUGCAUGCCGAUAUGGAAAGACAAGGAGUACUACCUUCAAGCUGAAAAGAACUUCGAGUAUUACGAUCCCGAUCCCGCUCUCCAGGAUUUUAGCACGACCUUUCAGCACGUUAAAGAGACAUGCUUUAUUAAAGUCACAAUAAGUGGGACUAAUGUCCUAUUUAUGGCGGCUAGCUACAAAAAGGAUGACCAAACAUACACUGGUAUAUAUGGUUUUCACCUUAGGAUGCCAAAGGCAGCUACGUCAGGAUCAGAUAAAGUUGUGUGCCUUCAGUUCAGGUGCCCAAGACAAAAUGACCACACGGCCCUACUUCUGACGCCAAUGACGUCAAAAGCAACUUGCAUCCUAACGCAAACGGAUGCAGACUUGGAUAAACCCCAGUCAAAUAAAGGCUAAUGUCCUGGUUCCUUCCCCCCCACUAAAGGACAAGAGAAAUGGCUAUGCAUCCCUUAUUCGGACAGCGAAUUGUAUAGCACUUACACAGGGAUUGAGAACGGUGAAGCUCGAUGUCUAAGAGGUCAACAACGCUAUGAUGGCACAGACACUACACUAAUACGCGACGCAGGGUUUUCCGUUAAAUAUGAUUGCAGGUAUGUACGUUUACGUCAAUUUACAAUUAACCUCUACACUGGGUAUUUGCACACACACAGACAAUUUAUGAAAACCGUAUAGUCACAGAAAACCUAUUCUGGAUUUGAAAUGAAACAGUUAAAUUACUUAUCCGUCUCAAUGUCCGUUUACCGUAAUUUUCAAACCAGAGAGAGAGAGAGAGAAAGGCAGACAGAAAGACAGACAAACGGGCACAGACUGAUGGAUAGAGAGAAGCACAGACUGACAUAACGGAGAAAUGGAUAGAUACGCCUAUUCGUCUAUUAGUUUCUUGUUUCGACAGGGCAGUAGGCGCCAAAUCAUAAACGGUAUUAACCUUGUUUACGUUUUUAUGUUUUGAGUAAGACGUCACAAAAUAUAACAUUUCACAACCCCUAAUAUGACGUAAAUUCAUAGUUUCAUGUCAACCGCCACCAUGAAUGCGAAGCUUUGUGCUUCGUUCUUUCUGACAUCACUUGCUGACACUACUUCGUAGCUUUAAAACUGAAACAAACUGUUCGAAAAAGAACUUAAAAUGCCUCAAAGAUAAGGUAAGCGGUCCGUAACGAAUAACAUCGAUUUGCAUUCCAUCGAGUGAGACUCACAAACAAAGGUGUGCUGAGACUGCGCAGUACGAACUGGAAAUCAUCCUCGAACAGUCCUGCCAUCGUUAUGGGUGCACCUUUAUAAAUAUGAUAAUUAUCCAAUCAACAAGAUUGCAAAAGCUGCCAGAGGAACAUAAUAACGUUUCUGUCGCAUAACAAUGUAGCAUUCACUUCAAUCUAUGGAAUUUUUAAAAGCGCUUUCACAAUAUGGAUCUUCAAUCUUUGUUGAAAGGUCUUGAAACGCGAGUAAAGGGAUGGAGAAAUGGACUCAGUUCUUUACAACAGGAUUAAAUUUUUCGGUAUUCAUUAUUCACCGAAUUACAUUACUUACGCACUGGCAUCGGAAAGUGUCGGCUGUGCUUUUCGCAACAGUGAUAGCAAACACUACAUACGUGACGUAACGAGAUAGCCAUUUGUUCCGAGAAGUCCGCGGCUCUAAAGUCGUUUUAAAAAAGGCCAUGAAUAAAAGCGUGGCUUGAGGUGACCUUGCCUUGAUACAGACCUCUCUGCUUUUCUCAAAGUUGGCGUGACGUGGUGUGCGAUAACAGAUGCAUGACAGCUACCCGUGAUCGCUUUUAAAUGUUCAGUUUUUCUGUCAUACAAUCUACGUUUUGUUUUUCCAAUACAGAAAUCCUGAAAGUCCCAAUAACUAGCCUGAUAAGCAACUUUUGACAUUUGGGAACACGUCUCAUCAACUCGUCACAACUUAAAAUGGGAACACUUUGACAUAUUAGCCAAAGGUCGGUCAGAUACACAUUACAAGAUAAAGGAGACUCUGCUAGUUAGGGAAUUGAAACCUGCCCUAAAUGAUAAUGUUAGUAGCAAAAAGCUUUAUCUAUUAGUUUAUUAGUUUGUUUUAAUAUGCAAAUUUUUUUCAGCUUCCGUCAAUGUUAUUGUUGAUAAGGUACUUAUCCUAAAUUUAAAAUUUACUUAUUACUUCUAUUCUUAGCCGUCACUUCUGAAGAUGUACGUCGAAACAUACGAAACGUCAAGUUAAAUGAUAUAGUUUUAUUUUUGUUUUCCAACAAUGCGUUUCAUUGUCAUGUUUAUCACCACAGUUUGUAUGUUAUUUCUCGUGAAUGCCAACUAGUUAGCAUAAGAACUAACUUGAUUUACACAACACUGAAGCAGUAAGGUCUUUAUCAAAACAAGGUCACCUACAGCCUCGCUCGCAAUCAAAGGCCAGGUCACUAAGCUUACUUGCUUACUUAAGCCCAUCGCUCCAAGUGGAACAUAGGCCAUCGACAACCCCACGCUAGCAAACUCGAACUUGGGCUUUUGGUUCAGCUUCUUUCCAGUUGUAUCCUAUCAGCUUCAGUUCCGCAUCAGUGUCCCGUCCCCUCGAUCCCUUCCUUCGGGCAUUCCACCUCAGAGCCUGCCGGGUGAUGUUGUUUGAUGCUUUCUGCAGGGUGUGACCAAUCCAGCCCCAUUUUCUUCUCAAAAUCUGUUUACCUACCGGUUGUUGUUCCCCUCGCUGCCAAAGCUCCUCACGGCGAAUUUUCUCAGGCCUCCAAAUAUUAAAGAUGAAAGUCUGGAUCUUCUGGAGUGAAAUUCUUGUCCGCCUCCACGUCUCAGAUCCAGAGAGGAGAACUGAUUUCAUACUGGCAUUGAAGAUGGUAGCUUUGUUUGUGUCCUGAUUUCUACGCACACUCCUGUAAAAUGGUCUAUUUAGCAGAUUUACUCAAAGCAGUUGUAGUCACACAGGACCCACCGUCAGUUUCCACUUGAUUGAUAUCAGAUAGAUGAUGUUAUUUAUAAUAAUCCAUCAACUCUUUUCGCUCGCUCGUGAUUGGUUUAAACGCGUCACGUGACGAAAUUUUCCUCAGCUAAAACUGGGGAAUAUACGAGUGAUAUUCCCCAAAGUUUCAUAUAUACGUGUGUUGCGAAAAAUAUUUGGAUAAUAAACGCCAAUACCGAGAUUACGAAAUUCGACUAGGAUAGAGGACUCGCGUGAAAACCAGGUAAGGUUAAUGUCGCCUCCUCUCUAAAUAUUGUAAAACCUUUGGUGAUGGGGAUAAAUGAACAAUAGCCUUUAUUUGUCGCGAAAAUAUGCUCGGAUAUUUGUCACUGGACAUUAUCUGUUCCGAGAAGACAACAGUUUUCCGAGAGCGUAGCUCGAGGAAAACUGUAAGCUUCGCGGAACAGACAAUGUCCGCGGAGAAAUAUCCGAGCUUAUUUUCGCGUCAAAUGGAGGCUAUUGUUCAUUUAUCCCCAUCACCAAAGGUUUUACAAUAUUUAGAGAGGGGGCGACAUUAACCUUAGCUGGUUUUCACGCGAGUCCUCUAUCCUAGUCGAAUUUCGAAUUCUCGGUAUUGGACUGGAACUAGCUUGCAACUGAGGCUAAUGCAGAGGAGUCUUUUCAAAUGCAAAUGACAUUUAUAUAUUUUUCAUGACAUACCCUUGCAUGAGCCUCAAUUGCAAACUAGUUCCAGUCCAAUACCGAGAAUACGAAAAUGGCCUAUUUGAGGUGUUGGUUUUAGCGGAGGGAGAAAAACCCUCGGAGCAAUGUAAGAAUCAACAACAACUCAACCCACAAAAGGCACAACAACUGAUCGGAGGCGAGCGCUCUCACCACUGCGUCAUCCCUGCUCCCCUGUAACUAAUAGAGUAAUGCAAGAACCAACAGCAAACUCAACCCACAUAUGACACAACAUUGAUGAUCUCACCACUGUGUCAUCCCAGCUCCUCUAAUACUAAUAGAUGGUCCUCUAAACUAACAGAUACGUCCUACUCGAGUGCACUUGUUGUCGCCACUCGAUGCUUUAAGCUUUAUUGGCGGAUUUUUCUCACUACUUUAAUUUUUAUGAUAGUUCACCAUAGAAAGCUCAAGGAGAUCGAUCGAAAGUGACUCUCCAUAUAUC